Messenger RNA from Rotaria sp. Silwood1, 375 nucleotides. The record is from the annotation of a GenBank genome assembly. Lineage: Eukaryota; Metazoa; Rotifera; Eurotatoria; Philodinida; Philodinidae.
AUGAUGUUAAAAAAUGUAGCUGUAUCACCAUUUACACAUGUUUUUGUUAAAUCAGAUAUUAAACUAGCUGUACAUAUUAUGAAUGCAGUUAUAUUAACAACAAUAUUAUCAGCUGGAAAUUCAGCUCUUUAUGUAUGUACACGUAUUUUAUAUGCUUUAGCUCAUGAAGGAAAAGCUCUAAAAUACUUUACUUAUGUAACUCGACAUAGUAUUCUAAUAUGGUAUCUUGUAUUUACAGCAUUUGUAUCAAAAGUAUUAUUUGGUUUAUCAUUUAUUGGUAAUAAAAUAAUUUAUCUAUGGUUAGGUAAUAUAACAGGUGUAAUGGGUUUUAUAGCUUGGUUUGGAAUAUUAUUAGCUCAUUGGAGUUUUCGUUGA